UGUUAUCUGAGUAUCCUACUAGUCCCACUUAUAAAGAAAAAAUUCUCAGGAAAAAAGAUGCUAGGAAUAUGGCAUUUUAUUACAAGUGGCUUGGCAUGAAUAUGGGAUUGCUAGAAAAGAAUUUUCUAAUGAUCACAUCAGAACUGCAUGAACUCUAAAGGAUAUGAAAACUACUGCAGCAUUCACGGGAAGCUAUUUUCUUUUUCUCAAUAUGCUGCGUGUUUUGCUUUAUGUUGAGUUACUUACAUACUAUCCAUCUUAAAGGACUGAAUAAGUGAAAACACUCCUGUUCCUUAGGAAAUUAGGGAAAAUGUGAAGAAGUUAGAAAAUUUUAGAAGUUAAUUAAAAAAUUGAAAAAGGAUAUAGUUCCAUGUGCAAUUUGUUUUCCACGUUUUCUGCUCCUUAGAUAUCAUCUCUUCACACUGAUUAAUAUAAGAACCAAGAGAUGAGCGAUCAGAAAGUGAUUUAUUCCACCCUGAGAUUUCUUCAGUCUCCUUCAGAGUCACAAAAUAGAAUAAGGCCAGGUAGGACUCAAAGGCCUGGGAAAACUGAUGACAAAGAGUUUUCAGUGCCCUGGCAUCUCAUUGCGGUGAUUCUUGGGAUCCUCUGUUUACUACUAUUGGUGACAGUUGCAGUGUUGGGGACAAAGAUUUUUCAGUAUAUUCAAGAAAACCAUCAGCAGAGGGAAAAGAUAAAAAAUUUGAGCCAAGAGUACCAAAUUGUGCAAAAUGACAGCUACUUCAAGGAGCAACUUUUGACAAAUAAGAUUUUGGAAUAUAGCAGUCGUGAAAAUGAAAGUCUUCAGCAGAAAAUGAAGCAGGAUUUUAUAGAAAGGACAUGCCAGAGAAAAAAUAUAGGCAAACUCUAUGAAAGCCACUGGUCCUGUUGUGGAAUAAAGUGUUACUAUUUUAUUCCUGAAUAUAAAAACUGGAAGGGAUGUAAACAGACAUGCCAAAGCUAUAAUUCAUUUCUUCUGAAGAUAAAUGAUCAAGAUGAACUGACCUUCAUUCAAACCCAAACUUAUAGGAAUUACUACUGGAUUGGAUUAUCAUAUAAAGGAGGAGAAAGAAAACGGAAAUGGAUUGACAGUGACCCACUUUUGGGGAUGCACUAUGCAUUCAUGAAUAUUUCUGGGAGAGGACAAUGUGCAUUUUUAUCUUCAACAAGAAUAACAAAUGCUGAGUGCUCUCAGAAGUACAAUUGUAUCUGUGAGAAGACAAUUGGUGAUAUUUUCUUUCCCUGCUUCAAUAAUUAUAAGAAAAGAUGAGAUAGAAUUUUGUAAUUUUUUUUGUUUGUUGCUGUGAUAAUUUGUGAUUAUUUACAAACUAAUGUUUUUGAUAGCAGGACUUAGUUUACUGUGGAAACGGAGAUGAGUUAGAGAAGGAAGAAAAUGUUCUUUUUGGACUAUGAUUUAAGAAAUUAGAUACCUGAUCUUUUCUUGAGGAAGAGGGCAAGAUUUUGUCUUUGGAGAGCAAUUUCCCCUCUCUUUAAUGGCCCUGAGAAAUUCUCUCUUUCUAUUUCCCUGAAGCAAUUAGACAUCUCUGAUAGUCUAGUCUUUUCCUUAUUAAUAGGCUGGGUCUUUCCUUAUUAAUAGGAUGAAUCAUUUAAAUAGCCUCGGCUUUGAGGGAUGGCACGAUUAAGAACUAAAAAAUAGUUAUCUAGCCUCCCCUCUCCCAUCUAGAUAAUCACCUCUCAUUAAAAUGUUUUUCUUUUGCUAUAAUUUUAUACUUCCUGAAUAGUUGAAACAACAGUAUAGAAACUCUCAUGGGGCACCUGGGUGGCUGAGUUGGUUAAGCAUCCGACCUUGGCUCAGGUCAUGAUCUCGUGGUUUGUGAGUUUGAGCCCGGCAUCAGGCUCUGUGCUGACAGCUCAGAGCCUGGAGCCUGCUUCAGAUUCUGUAUCUCCCCCCAUCUCUCUGCCCCUCUCCUGCUCACACUCUGUCUUUCUCUUCCUCAAAAAUAAGUAAACAUUAAAAAAAUGAAAAAAAGCCCUUUCAUAUAGUCUUUGCACAUUUACCAUUUGUUAAUAUUUUGUCCUAUCUGUACUUUAUAGUCCUUCUCUCUCUCCCCUCCCCCCACCCUGCUCACCUGUUUGAUAAUAAAUCGGGGUCAUUAUGUCCCUUUCCUAAAUGUUUUAUUAGAGCUAGUACUUUGUCUUGUAUAACCAUAGUAAAAUUAUCAAAACCAAGAAAUUUAGCAUUGACAGAGUACUGUGUUUUCAUCUAUAACCCAUAUUCAAAUUUGUCAACUAUCCUGAUUAUAUCAUUUAUAGGCAUUUUUCCUGCACGUUUCAGGGUCAUAUGAUACAUUUAGUUGUGAUGUAUCUUUUUGUUUUGUUUUGUUUUGUUUUACAUUUUAUUUUAGAGAGAGAGAGAGAGCGUGAGAGGGGGAGAGCCAGAGGGAGAGAGCAGACUCCAUGCUCAGUGCUGAGCCCAACGCAAGACGAUCUCACGACCCUGGAAUCAUGACCUGAGCCAAAAUCAAGAGUCAGUUGCUUAACUGACUGAACCCCCCUCUCAGGUGCCCCAGUUGUGAUGUUUCUUUAAUCUGGGAGAAUUCCUCAGGGUUGUUUUCCUUGACCUCGACAUUUUAAAAUGCAACUUUAUUGAGUUAUUCUUUCAUGCAAUAAAACGCAUCCAUUUUAAGUCAUGAGGUCAGUGGGUUUUUAACAAAUGUAUACAUCUCUUAAAUACCAUCGGGUCAAAACAUAGAACAUUUCUAUCACCUAUAAAAGUUCCUUUCUUCCCUCUCACUACCCACUGGUUCCCAGACAACCAGUUACACAUUCUGUCACUAAAGGAUUAGUUUUGACUGUGAGAGAAUUUCAUAAUCAUGUACUCUUUCAUGUAUCAGUAGUUCAUUCUUUUUUUUUUCUGAAUAGUAUUCCAUUGUACCAAUGUACCAGAGUUUAUUCACCCACCUAUGGAUAUUUGAUGUAGUUCCUACUUUUGUCUAUUACGAAUAAACCUGUCAUGAAUACUUUUGUAUAAGUUUCUGUGUGGACAUGUGUUUUCAUUUUUUUUAAAGUUUUUUUUAUUCAUUUUGAGAGAGAGAGAGAGAGAGAGAGAGAACAUCUGCAUGUACUAGUGGGAGAGAGGCAGAGAGAGGAGAGAGAGAAUCCUAAGCUGUGCUUACAGCACAGAGCCUGAGGCAGGGCUCCAUCUCAUGAACCAUGAGAUUAUGACCUGAUCUGAAAUGAACAGUCUGACGUUCAAUCUACUGAGCCACCCAGGUGCCCCCUGCCCCCCUUUUAAGUUCAUUUAUUUAUUUUGAGAUUUUUUUUUUUAAUUUUUAAGUGUUUGUUUAUUUCUGAGACAGAGACAGAGACAGAGUGUGAGCAGGGAGAGAGAGGGAGACACAGAUUCUGAAGCAGGCUCCAGGCUCUGAGCUGUCAGCACAGAGCCCGAUGUGGGGCUCGAACCCACAAACCAUGAGAUCAUGACCUGAGCUGAAGUCAGAUGCUCAACCGACUGAGC
Molecule: messenger RNA, 3475 nt
Organism: Panthera uncia (snow leopard)
Lineage: Eukaryota; Metazoa; Chordata; Mammalia; Carnivora; Felidae
Product: killer cell lectin-like receptor 2
Exons: 7
Coding region: 446-1267 (273 amino acids)
Source: RefSeq, a predicted model, not a curated record